GCCUGAAGUUUGCUCCCGUAUAAAUAUCCGCGGCAGCAGAGAGCAGAGAGGGACACUCUGGAUCCGGCAGCUGAGGGAUGAAAGCCAUGGACGGACCUCCACCUCUCCUCCUCCUGCUGUGUCUCCUCCAUUUCAGCCUGACUGGCGCGUUGAGCAAACACACAGAUAAUAGAAACCUGUUCACGCAGAGAAUGUGUUGCAAGAGACAGAGUCACUUUGUGUAUAUUGGACAAGAUAUAUCUGGGAGUCCGGUCAGCGUCGACGUGGGAGUGUGCAGAUCGCACUGCGGCAGGACGAGGACGGGUCCGUCCCCCGAAGCAGGGCAGGAGGAUUACUCCAAACACACCUCCAUGCUGGAGUUUCUCAGGAGCAAAAAAACGAGGAUGCGCAGACCGGCCGCCCCGUCCGGCCUGGAGCCGCCGAACCAGCUGCCGUCGUGCGGGGCCAGCCAGGUGUGCGAGCCGGCCGGGAUGCGGGUGGAGCGGGUGCUGCUGUUCGAGGGGCCCCGCCAGGUGGAGGUCAUCCAGGAGUGCCAGUGCGAGAUCAAGCUGACCCAGUGCAUGCGCGUCCCCGCGCUGAGGACCUACUACGCCAAGACGCCGUACGAGACGGUCAUCGACGCCGGGGGAUGCUCCCGGUCCAAAGGACCCCCGGAGGGAUUCUCCUGCGUCCCCACCAAGUUCGACUCGGCCUUGAUACAAACCCCAAACAAAGUGGAGCUGAUUCAGACGGUGCUGGCCUGCGAGCUGAAGGAAAGCUGCUCCAGGGUCAAGCACGUGGACUACUACUACCAAACAGUCCAGCACGCCGACGGCGUCGCAGAGAAGAGGCUCAAAGAAAUAGAUGUGGGCAGAUGUGUGGGAAGCUGCACUGCAGGAAAGCGAUGCCUUCUCAGGAGUCCAACCAAUCCAGAAAUAUGCUACUUGUGGUCAGAAGGACAGUCCAGCUCCUGUGUGCCUCAGGACUAUGAGAGCCACAGCUUCCAGGACCAGCAGGGACAGACCAGGACGGUCCUCUCCAUCACAUCCUGCUCUUGUCAAAGCUAAACAUUUAAUUCACCCAUAAAGUACUGAU
Molecule: messenger RNA, 1074 nt
Organism: Salarias fasciatus (jewelled blenny)
Lineage: Eukaryota; Metazoa; Chordata; Actinopteri; Blenniiformes; Blenniidae
Gene: pnhd
Product: pinhead
Exons: 7
Coding region: 78-1046 (322 amino acids)
Source: RefSeq, a predicted model, not a curated record